This is a messenger RNA of Suillus subaureus, 1021 nucleotides long. RefSeq lists its product as uncharacterized. Lineage: Eukaryota; Fungi; Basidiomycota; Agaricomycetes; Boletales; Suillaceae. Bases 1 to 864 code for a protein of 287 amino acids. The transcript has 7 exons. The record is from RefSeq and is a predicted model, not a curated record.
AUGCUGCUCAUCAAAGAGCUGGUUGCCGCUUGUCCGAAUGCCGAUCUUCUUGGGAGUCGUGUCGUGGAAACAUAUCUACACGUUCAACUCGGAACCAAUGCGUUCGAUUGCGCGCGUCACGACGAAGCCGCUGAUCACUUUACUACUGCUGUCAACACCAGCACUCUUUCAUCAAAGUUCAUUCAUCAAAUAUACGAGGACUUGACCGUGCUCUUUGGCUGGGAUCUCGAGUCCUUGGUGCUAACUACACACCAGAAACGGUGUCAGGCUUUCCUUUCGGCAGGUAAAUACGAUGAAGCCCUCGAAGCACACAAAUGCAUGAUGGACGCCAUUGACGAAAAGUUCAAGGAGCAAUGUAGUGCACUUGCUGCGCACGAUGACCGUAUUCUUGGUGCAGAGAUCCCUGGACAAGAGCAAAGUGGCUUUGAUGCAGAACACAAUUUCUUCCACGGAAUGCAUCAAUAUUCUCAAAAUUUCCUGCCACGACCUCAACAGCGCCCUAGGCGCCUCAAGAGACUCAGGCUCGCUAUAACGAGAACACCUCAUUCAGCUCCUCCACCUGUAUCACCUACUAUUGCGCCACCAGUCGCCGCUGCUGCUGCCUUGAAAACUCACCUACGACACCUAUUCACUCGGCCACCCCACCAUGCAAUACCGCCCGUCGUCGAAGUUCCUUUCGCGAAGGGCAAAGAGCGUAAUGCUGCUGCAGAUGCUCCUGGCAAGGACCCGAACAUCGUACCUUAUGAAGAUCAAGAUGUCGAUACUACUCAACCGGACCCUAAUAUACAACAGCAACAGCAAGUAAUAGCAGUACAUAUAGACCCUGGUGAACAUGGGGGCGGAAAGUCGUGUGUCUGCUGCUAGCGGGUUUUGUGAGUGUCCCUCGGAUGCUUCAGUUUUACUAUUUGUCGUAUUGCAACAUGUCUAUGGACAGCACUUAUUUUAUCAAUAGGUAAUUCGCGUCAUCGUCCGUAGCUAAUUAUAAUGAUCAAACUCGUGUGCUCCCUAUAUACAGCUUGAU